CCGUUCAUUCCGCAGCCCAUGUUUUUCUUUUUUGAUUUUCACGUUUUUCUUUUAUCAAGGUGAUCUGUUUAAUUUAAAUUUCUUGAAUUAAGAAAUCAAUAACGGGAAGGUCUACUUAUCAUGGAAGAAACCCUGUAUGAUGUGUGUGUAGUUGGAGCUGGUAUGGUGGGGUCAGCUGCUGCCAAAUGGCUUUGUAAACUGCAACGGGAAACCAAAGUCUGCCUGGUUGGACCUCAAGAACCGACGAAAGAGGAAUGGCAGAAGAGGGAGAUAUUUUCAGCCCACUAUGAUGAAGGACGACUGACCAGAGAGAUGGACGAACAUCUUAUUUGGGCCACUCUAGCUCAGAGGUCAAUUAAACAAUUCAGAGAUAUCGAGAGGGAAAGUGGCAUCAGGAUUUACCAAGAAGUGGGAUGUGCCUUUGUUGACAUCCGAGGCGAAGAUAGCUUGCAAGUUACGAAAGAGAAUGCAGAAAAGACGGGUGUCACGGCCUACAAGGCUUUAGACUCCGUUGGACUUCGAGAACAGUUUCCUUAUCUUCAUAUCGAGCCAAACUGGGAGUUCCUGCUUAACACCGAGAAUGCCGGAUACGUCAGUCCGAGAAAUCUCGUCGCAGCUCAGCAGAAAAUAGCCUCGUCUCACGGCUGUCAAGUCAUCAAUGAAGUUGUUAUCAAAGUUGAUGAAGAUACCGAUGGUGAUUUCGUGAAGGUCCUUUGCCAAAGUGGCCGUCAAGUCUCCGCCAAGCGAGUGCUCCUCUGUACUGGGGCUUUUUCAAAUUACUAUGACUUGUUACCUGGCGAUAAAAAGAUCGAUUUCAGACCUAUGAAAAUUUUCGUAGUUAAACCAGAAGUCAGCGAGGAAUAUGCCAAGAGUCAUGCAGACAUGCCUUGUAUGAUAAGCAAUAUUCCAGGGAAAUUGAGUUAUAUUCUUCCUCCCAUUAAAUACCCCGACGGAAAGUAUUACGUCAAGAUCGGAGGUUAUAAAGUGAUAAAUGUUGCCAGUGGACUUGAAGACAUGGUCGAGUGGUUCCGGAAUGAAGCACAUCAUGAAGAUGAUAAAGACACCAUAUUGGACAUCUUAAAGUUCUUCCUUCCUGAUCUGGCGCCAAUUUCUGUACGAACUGCUCGCUGUGCAAUCUCUCGUACCCCAACUGGGAUGUUAUACUGUGAUAUGAUCUCAACACGCGUUGGAGUAGUGAUGGGUUUGACCGGUAAGGGUGCCAAAUCAAGCGAUGAGAUCGGACGAAUGGCAGCAAAGAUGGUCGCCAAGGGAUCGUGGGACUAUGAUCUUCCCGCUGAACACUUUAAGUUGCGUUUCAAGUCCCCAAAGUCAAACUGAGG
Molecule: messenger RNA, 1340 nt
Organism: Lytechinus variegatus (green sea urchin)
Lineage: Eukaryota; Metazoa; Echinodermata; Echinoidea; Temnopleuroida; Toxopneustidae
Product: peroxisomal sarcosine oxidase-like
Exons: 5
Coding region: 121-1338 (405 amino acids)
Molecular function (GO): flavin adenine dinucleotide binding; sarcosine oxidase activity
Source: RefSeq, a predicted model, not a curated record